This is a messenger RNA of Monopterus albus (swamp eel), 3231 nucleotides long. Its product is annotated as cyclin-dependent kinase-like 2. Bases 186 to 2702 code for a protein of 838 amino acids. The record is from RefSeq and is a predicted model, not a curated record. Lineage: Eukaryota; Metazoa; Chordata; Actinopteri; Synbranchiformes; Synbranchidae. Gene Ontology annotation, biological process: protein phosphorylation. The transcript has 10 exons. Gene Ontology annotation, cellular component: nucleus. Gene Ontology annotation, molecular function: protein serine/threonine kinase activity; ATP binding.
GCGGGCGAGAGGCGUUUCCGUGGCAACGUGUUUGGUGACAUCGGGACACGGUCAAGUGGUCUUCUCAGGUACACGCACACGUUCACGAAGCGUUACUCCAGUGUUUACGGUGUUGAUAACGGAAGCUCUUCGCCCGGAUUAGAAGGUCAGAAGGAAUCCCCCGGUAAGCCUCCAUAUCGUCUUUAAUGGAGCGCUACGAGACUCUGGGUCUGGUCGGGGAGGGCAGUUAUGGCACUGUGCUGAAAUGCCGCCAUCGAGGCUCCGGCCGCCUCGUUGCCAUCAAGAAGUUCAUGGACUCAGACAGUGACAAGACAGUGAAGAAGAUCGCCCUGAGGGAGAUCAAGCUGCUCAGGAAACUAUGUCAUGAGAACCUGGUGAACCUUCUGGAAGUGUGGAAGCGUCGUCGCCGCUGGUAUCUGGUGUUUGAGUUUGUGGAGCGAACACUUCUGGAUGAUCUGGAGCAAAACCCAAGUGGACUGGACCUGAACACCAGCCAGCAAUAUCUGUAUCAGAUCCUGAGAGCCGCAGCCUUCUGCCACCAGCAAAAUAUCAUCCAUCGUGACAUCAAGCCUGAGAACAUCCUCAUCUCCCAGGGGGGCGUGGUCAAGCUGUGUGAUUUUGGCUUUGCCCGAACUGUAACAACACCUGCUGAGGACGGUGUCUACACUGACUAUGUUGCUACUCGCUGGUACAGAGCCCCCGAGCUGCUGGUGGGAGACCUUAAAUACGGAAAGCCAGUGGAUGUGUGGGCUGUAGGCUGUCUGUUAUUAGAGAUGUUAACAGGUGAGCCUCUCUUUCCCGGAGACUCAGACCUUGACCAAAUUUACCACAUUGUCAGGUGCUUUGGUAACCUGACAGCUCAUCACCAGGAGCUGUUCCACAGGAAUCCCAUCUUUUCCGGAGUCACAUUGCCAGAAAGCUCCGAACCAGUCACAUUGCAGGAGCGCUUCCCUACAAUCACAUCUACUGCCCUGGACCUGGCACAGAGCUGUCUCCGGAUGGAUCCAGAGAGACGAGCUGAGUGUUCAGAACUGCUAGAACAUCCUCUCUUCACACAAGACUGUUUCCACAUCAGGUUUUUGGGUGAGCUGAAUGCUAAGAUAAAAAAAGACCACAGUCAAAAUUCAACUUUACCCAAAAUAACUAAAACCCCAAGAAAAGAAAAGGAUGAAGGGAACGAGAAAAACCAGAGAGGCAAAGACAAGAAACAACUGGGAACCAUGAAUGCAGACAUUAAAAAGACAAUGGAGAAAAAGGACAAGAAAGAAGAGAUGGAGACAACCAAAGCAAAGCAGCCUUCAAAGCUUUCUAAAACUAUUCGGAACACCUCUGAACCUUUGGUGUUCACCAAACCGUCCAACAUGUUAGGUGCUAAGGUUAUCGAUAAUGCAGCAAGACCUUCAGUGGCCGUGAAGAGUAUUUCUAAAUCAGCUAAAACCCACACCUGUGAUUUAUCAGAAGGUACCAAGACUGUACCAGGUUUAAAGGACAAUAACACAGUGGCAGUUACAUCUAAGAAUGAGAAGGCUGCUUCUCCAAAGCAAAGGCAAGACCACUUAAAGACUAAAGAAAAUUCAAAGGACGAUUUGCCUUCUAGUUGCUCAAAUACAGCAGUGUCAAAUGAGACUGAGAAAAACACAAUGGACACCUGGAGAUGUUCUAAAUCUGAACCAAGACGGGAAUUUGGAAAGAGCUGGAACACUGCAAACACUAAAGUGCCCAAAAUUUCUAAAAUCACAGCCACUGACCAUCCAAAUGUAUGUUUAUCUCCAAAUGCUUCUCUGGAAUCAACCGUCGAUGGGAGAGGCAAUGACAACAAUGACCACGCUGGGGUCACUACCCUAACUAUUCCUCCUGUCACCAAGCAAUGCAAGACAGCUACUGUUCAAGAGCAUCUGAGCAUCAACACUAUUCCAAAAACACUGAGAGUCCCAGAUAAAGAGAACAAAGAGGAUUUUGCGUUUUCUGUGUCUAUCAGUGCAACAGCUAUGUCUUUGGUAAAUCAAACCUUAAAGAUUUAUGGAAGCUCAAGUAAUGAGCAAAGGAACAACAGCAGUGAAGUUGAAUCUGAUGAAACAUUUCUGAGACCCCCUGACUCUAAAGUUCUGAUUGAAAAGCUUGGGCCUUUUAUCAGCCACACCAAGUCUACCUCAACAAUGACCACAAAGUCACAGAAAACCGCAUUUCCUACAGAAGAAAGAAAGAGAAGUGACAGCCUGGAAAGGAACAAUACAACAAAUAUAACCACUACCAUGGACUGCACUUUAGUCCAGUCUACAGCGACUCCAGACCACAGAACUUCGACAAGAAGCUUUGUCCUUCACAACGUGGACACUCAUGAGUUUGAUUUCGGUCUACCUCAGUCCAGGUGUACAGAUAAGCCAAGGCAUCCCGGUACUCGACUGGCCCAGCAGUCCCUGUCGAGCCACAUCACAGCAUCAGUCACAGCACAGGUGUCAGAUAAAAAUCUGACUGGCGAGUGCGCCCUCCUGCCUGAUCGCUGUACCUGUGGCAACAGUGGUGGCGUUACUGUGGCCAAAAAGAGGUCAGACAUCCAUUUCCCAGAUCUAAGAAGCUCAGUGUUGCCAGAGCUCAGAGGAAGAGAUGGCAAACACAACCAAGGUGUCACAAAGGAUCAGAGGAGAGACAAACAGCCAGUUCCUCACAUUUCUCCAUCAGAACCAAAGACACAACAGCUCUGAUUUGGACUUAAACAUUCAUCCUAACACACCUGUCUUCUUACCUGGUCACUUAAAUUCAGAUUCCUUAACCAUAUGGUAUAACACUUUACCCAAACUCAGACUGUUGCAAUUUAUUUAGUGUUAGCGGCAGCUACAUUUUGCUAAUAUGAAGAACCAGUUGUUUAAUUUACACCUGGUCUUUUGUGUUAGAUAACCUAAUAAUAAUACAGAUGUUAAAUCUUUAGUCAAAAGGAUUGAUAGUGUAUGAAAAUGUAAUUAAUGAGAUUUAAAAGUGUUUAGCUUAGCUUUACACCUUUUUAAAACAUCAGUCUGGUCAUUCGUAUGUAAGUACUUGUCAAAUUGUUGUUAAACAGCAGAUCACUGCUGUGGUUUUACAUGGGCAUCAUACGAAUAAAGAAGGUUUUUAAAAAGAUUGUUGUAUUGUCUUGGUUUAUGGCUGUAGCUAACGGCUCUGAACUGACACGCAUACAUCUGAAACAACUUUUAAUCUUGAACAUUUAAUAUUUAAUGUUUACUGAUAGUGAUGCAG